Messenger RNA from Erigeron canadensis, 524 nucleotides. RefSeq names its product CASP-like protein 1C2. The record is from RefSeq and is a predicted model, not a curated record. The transcript has 3 exons. NCBI's taxonomy places the organism in Eukaryota, Viridiplantae, Streptophyta, Magnoliopsida, Asterales, Asteraceae. Bases 21 to 506 code for a protein of 161 amino acids.
UGAUUUAGCUUAAAGGGUCCAUGAACAAGUCUCAAUGGAUCCCAAUUGUUUGCUUAAGGAUAAUAGCCAUGAUUGCAACUUUUGUAGCCGCUAUUGUAAUGGUCACUAGUCGCGACUCGGCUAAAGUCUUGGGCAUGACCUUUGAAGCCAAGUAUAACAACUCACCCACGCUCAAAUAUUUUGUGAUCGUUAGCAUUAUCACGACGAUAUACAGUUUGGGGGCACUCUUUGUUCCUCCAAGGAAGACGGGGCGUCAUGUUAUUGUUCUUGAUUUGAUUGUAAUGUCGUUUUUGAUAUCAAGUUUCUCGGCAGCCGUUGGAGUAGGGCAAUUGGGGAAGCAGGGGAAUUCGCAUGCUGGUUGGCUACCCAUAUGUGACCAAGUUCCUAAGUUUUGCAACCAUGUUACCGUAGCUUUGAUCGCCGGAUUUGUGUCUGUCAUUAUUUACUUUUUGCUCAUACUUUACUCCUUAAACAAUGUUCUUAAUCUGGUUGUUAUUAAAGCCUAGCUAUUAUAGCAAAUUUCA